AGCAGGCAGAAAAGUAGACACACACAUUUAAAAAUUACUUUGGGAUCACGGAUCAUCAAAUAGGAAUCGAAUAUAUUUCAGAGAAUCAACAAGAUGAGCGACAAAGAAAGUCCACCAUCAUAUGUUUGCAAUAUGCAACUUAAUGUCGACCCAUUGGAGAAGCCAAGGGUUAGGGCAAUUUGUGGGCCUGCCUACGAGCAACAAAGCUCAGAGUCAGACCCCCAGGAAGAGUGUUGCGUGGAUGUGGAAAAUGUUACGGUCAAGUUUUAUAUAUCGAAAACCAAAAUUGUUGCCCAAGUGUAUCCCAAUUGCAUGACCAUGGCUGAGGUCAAACAGGAUAUAUCGCGUAAAUUCGAAGUGGACCCGAGCGUGAUUCUGCUCAAGCAAAACAAUCGUUUGCUCUGCGACAAUACACCCAUUCAUUCCACCAAUAUCGAUGAGUUUGGCAUUCAUGAGUUUCAGCUGGAACUCAAUGUACCCCAGGGAGAUAAUACUAAACUGAGCCUGAAUGUCUACUAUGAUAAGCAUCGUUUGCCGGACUAUCUGACUGUGCAUAUUUCUGGCGAGGACACCAAGGACGGGCAGCCCAAAAAUGUGGUGGUCGAAAUUGAAAAUGCUGCCAUUGUUAAGCCAUUUUUGUGUGGAUACAAGGACAAACACAGUCGCAAGGAGUACUUGGACGCCUUCACCCAAACAGGACCAUAUUUAGACAAGGGCAAGUAUCGGCUUUAUCGUUCACGUGAUACCCAGACCUGGGAGCAGAAGGAAAAGACUUUGAACACCGCGCAUGAGCAAUCCGUGCAAUGUGUCCUCGAUGGCAUCAACGUGAGGUACAUGUCCACAGCUAAUGAUUAUAUCAUUGUGCCCGGCAAGUAUCAAACGUACGCACAGAAAGAGAGAGCUGAGCGAAAGCUCGAGAAGAUUCUAUUGAUACAGCGCAAUUGGCGUCGCUGGAUACUAUGGAAGUACAUUCAUAUGCGUGCCAAGGAAUUUCGGUCUCUGGUGAAAAAUCGCGAAGAAGAAGAGCAGCAAUAUGAACAGUGUGUGGAAAAGCGCGUAGAACGCACGGAGCAAAUUAAGCAAUUUCCCCGCACCAAUGACGACUUCGAUAUGCUCUUUGCUGAGAUCUCACGCUGGAAGCGCGCUGAGCUGAAGCGCAUUACAGCUCAUUUUGAAGGACCUGCGCGCAUAUCGGAGGUGAACAUUCUGCUGGAUAGGGAAAUUCAGCUGUUGAACGGCGUAGAGAGACAGCGACGUUUGGUCUCCAUGGCUAUGGAAGACUUUCGCAAAGAUCAACUGCUGAAGGAACUGGGAAAGCCAAUAGAAUGGAUUGGCUACAAGGAUUGCAAGAUUCACUUGGAUUUGUUGCGCACGCAACGCGUACGUUUCUUAACUGAAGUGUACAAAGAUUUGCGUCAGACAGUGGAGAAAGAUAAACGUCUGGAGCUGCUAAGUCGUGUUAUGGAGUUGCUCUUGGAUGAAGCUUGUUUUCCCAAUUUCCCAGAGUUGUUUGAUCUGUUUGAUAGAGAGAAGAAUCUUCUUAUCUAUGCCAAGUCAUGCGAUGUGGAAAUUCUGCGCAAGCGCCAAAAUAUAUUGUUCUUUGAACUAAUCAAGUUUCAGAAGCGUACUCAACAAAAGAAUGUUCCGUCACGAAUGUGCAUUGUUUGUAAAAAGGUGAAGCCAUACGCUCAAUUUGCGAUCCGAACUCGCCAAAGCCAUGUAGACACUUGUAAGCACUGCUACUAUUUGAAGUUGGUGGCCACGGAAAACACCGUAUACCAAUCAAUUCUGCGUUGCAUCCAGCGCGAUGAACGCAAGCGCAAGUGCACCACGUCCUUUGCUUUUGUCAUGCAACAGGACGAUGUGCGUCACAUGCUGGAUAAAAUAUGGCACGGCCACUCAGCACUCAGCAAGUCAGAGACGCUCAGCGAAUUAAGAUUGCCUCGCUGGAAUAAAAGUGAUGACUGGUCACCGUGGAACUGUGUGUGCCUCACUGAGCGCGAGACGCGUGAUCAUUACAAGAUCGACAACAUGGAGAAGGUUUACGAUCCCAAGUUCAUAUUGUAUGUUGGCAAUUGUCACAUGCUGGCACGAAACUUGUUCCACACUUUGGCUGCUGUCGCCACAGAGUUCCAAGAGACGGGACAAUGGUGGAAAGUGGGCAUGAAUAAACAACGCACCAGCAACUUGAAUGCGGUAUAAAGACAAUUUAAAAAUAUUAAUGCUUAUUAUUAGUUAUCUGAUCCCAGCUUAUAAAAUGUUUGAUGGAUUUCAACAAUUGCUU
Messenger RNA from Drosophila nasuta, 2284 nucleotides. Its product is annotated as IQ and ubiquitin-like domain-containing protein. Lineage: Eukaryota; Metazoa; Arthropoda; Insecta; Diptera; Drosophilidae. The transcript is spliced from 8 exons. Gene Ontology annotation, cellular component: motile cilium; acrosomal vesicle. The record is from RefSeq and is a predicted model, not a curated record. Gene Ontology annotation, biological process: cilium assembly; flagellated sperm motility. Bases 94 to 2202 code for a protein of 702 amino acids.